Messenger RNA from Malurus melanocephalus (red-backed fairy wren), 2174 nucleotides. RefSeq names its product neutrophil cytosolic factor 4 (gene NCF4). The transcript is spliced from 10 exons. Gene Ontology annotation, biological process: respiratory burst; superoxide anion generation; phagocytosis. NCBI's taxonomy places the organism in Eukaryota, Metazoa, Chordata, Aves, Passeriformes, Maluridae. The coding region runs from base 182 to 1234 and encodes 350 amino acids. The record is from RefSeq and is a predicted model, not a curated record. Gene Ontology annotation, cellular component: NADPH oxidase complex. Gene Ontology annotation, molecular function: superoxide-generating NADPH oxidase activator activity; phosphatidylinositol binding; protein binding.
AAGGUACAGCAGAAAUCGUCUGACACUGAAACAUUAAAAAAAGGUCUCUAAGGCCUUGCAAAGGAGACGUAUUUCACAGAGAGAGAAUUACUUUGACUUUGUGUUCAUCCUGUUCAACCAGGAACUGUCCAAGAGUUAGAGGAAUAGAUCYCAGUCAUCAGGAUUUAAGAAGCUGAAAACCAUGUCUCUUCCCCAGCAGCUGCGAGAAAAGAGUGAUUUUGACCAGCUUCCAGAUGAUGUACCUGUUUCAGCUAACAUUGCAGAUAUUGAAGAGAAGAAAGGCUUUACUAAUUACUAUAUGUUUGUGAUUGAAGUAAAGCUUAAAGGUGGUGGCAGAUACCUGAUUUUCCGUCGUUAUCGUGAAUUCUAUGCCCUGCACACCAAACUAGAGGAGAGAUAUGGGCCAGAGAGUAAUAACAGCCCAUUUACCUGCACACUCCCUGUGUUGCCAGGGAAAGUUUUUGUGGGUGCCAAAAGGGAAAUUGCUGAGAGCAGGAUUCCUAUCCUGAAUGUCUACAUGAAGAACCUUCUCUGCCUCCCUGCUUGGGUGUUGAUGGAUGAGGAUGUACGACUGUUCUUCUACCACUCAACCUUUGAUGGUGAGCAGGUGCCUCACAGGCUGAGACGGCUUCGCCCACGGACACGCCGAGUUAAAAGCAUUUCAGACCAUGUGCCUAUUUUUGACCGCACAGCAGCUCCACGGGCUGAGGCACUGUUUGAUUAUCCUGGAACCAAUAAACUGGAACUCAGCUUCAAGAAGGGAGAUUUGAUCUACCUGCUCAGCAGAGUAAACAAAGACUGGCUGGAGGGAACUGCUGGUGGUGCCACUGGAAUUUUCCCAAGUGCUUUUGUGAAGAUCAUAAAAGGUUUGCCACAGCAGGAAGACACAGUUAAUAAAAUCCGCUGUUAUUACUAUGGUGAUACCAUGAGCACUAUAAGGGAUGUCUCAGUGGAAGAGGAUCUGAGCAGCGUUCCAUCAUUCAAAGAUCUAAUGGAAUUGAUGAGGCAGGAGUUUCACCAAGAUGACAUUGUUUUGAACUACCGGGACCUUGAUGGUGAUCUGAUCCGGUUGCUCUCCGAUCAGGAUGUUGAACUCAUGGUGGCUCAGAGCAGAAGAAGGCCCUCUGAGAAGCACUUUUUCCCUUGGAAGUUGCACAUCACUCACAAAGAUGACUUGGGUGUCUACAACACUACUCCAGGAACAGGUGCUACUCAAACAGUAGGAACAACAUAAGUGCUAUGUAGAUAUCCCUCUCUGCUGGCAGUUUCCUUCAACAUGGCUUUGAAGUGACCUUGAAAUGAGUAAUUUUUAGUAAUAUGUUGCCUUUCUGUGUAAAAACUGUACUUAAUUAACUGCUUCAGCUUUUUAGCACUUCYCUGCAAUAGAGAUCUACAUAGAGACAAGGGAAGGUGAGGAAUAGAGAAGUAAAAYCAUGGGCAUAUUCACAAGGCGCAGUGUUAGUGUGCAAUAGAGGUGUCCUGAGCCCCAASACCUGCUCUAAUCUCUAUUCUCACUCCCAGGGCUAAUUAUUUGUCCAGAAUGUCUUCAUAAGCUUUUAUUUUUUUAAUUUUUUUUUCCUAGACUCCCAUAAUUUUCUCUUCAUUUGCUGAUCUGAAGGUUUUUGUGCCAGUGUGUAAUUAUUUCUCUCAUGUUGGAGUCUGACUGGGCAUUCAGAGUUUGUCCUAAGAGCACAUAAAAAAAACUUUUUUGAAUUUCAGUGAAGAAAUUGCAGCCCACCUUAGCUUUUUUCUCUUCCACUGACCAAUACAUUGAAUUUUGUGAAUCAAACUUAAUACAACUGUGGUGUUCCUUAUAGACCUUUAUGUAACUGUAUAAACUACUUAUUUCUGGGAAAUAAGUGUUCUGGGAAAAUGUGUAUGAUACCUAUUCAAACCGCAAUUUCUUCUCUAUCUUCUCCUUUCUGACACUGCAUUUCAAAUAAAGCAAACAAGAAAUUACUGUAUCAGAUUCAUCAACAAAUAAAGUGAAAUAUUAGUUCAUCAGUUUUAUUAUAAAAGUGUUUUUUUGGGUGGGGGAACUCAGUUGACAUUAUUUUACCAAAACGUUAGAAAAUGUAACUUCCGUCUCUAAAGGCAUUGUGGCAAUGCAGUUUAGAAAGGAGGUGAAGCAAUAUGCRAUGACUGUCAGUGGUAUUACACAUUGUGACGGAAAA